This is a messenger RNA of Manihot esculenta (cassava), 2906 nucleotides long. Its product is annotated as probable ADP-ribosylation factor GTPase-activating protein AGD14. NCBI's taxonomy places the organism in Eukaryota, Viridiplantae, Streptophyta, Magnoliopsida, Malpighiales, Euphorbiaceae. The transcript has 13 exons. The coding region runs from base 506 to 2593 and encodes 695 amino acids. The record is from RefSeq and is a predicted model, not a curated record. Gene Ontology annotation, molecular function: GTPase activator activity.
UUCCACACCAAACGACCACCGUCGGAGUCCAAUUCGAAAUCGCCACCUCACACUCCAUCUUCGUGGAAGAAGCAAACUCCUCUUGCAGUCGGCACCUUCGCUAUGAUCGAUAAAGAGUUAAAGACGUUACAAUUAUAGUUGAACAAGAUUACUUUAAAGAACUAGCCAAUAAUACACAGAGAUUCAAUUCAUUUUUUUUUUUAAAUUUUAUUUUUUUAUAAAUAACAAAAAUGACUUUAUUUUUUUAUCAUUUUAAAGUUAAUUUAAGAACGAACAAAAAACGCAAUAGGGCCGUGUGCGGUUUCGUGGUCUCAAUCGAGCUUAUUUUUUUAGAGACUGUUCAUCUAAUAACGGAAUUCAAAACCCUUCUCAAACCCUAGAUUUUUUUUUUGGGGUUUGGUCUUUCUAUUUUUUUUUUUUUGGGGGUUUUGAGAUCAGAGAAAGUUCCUUUUUUUUUUUUGUGGUUUUUUGGUUUUUGGCUCAUAGGUUUUGAAUCUGUAGAGGAAUGGGAAGUAGGAAGGAAGAAGAACGCAACGAGAAGAUUAUUAGAGGUCUCAUGAAGUUGCCACCUAAUCGUCGCUGCAUCAACUGCAAUAGCUUGGGUCCGCAGUAUGUUUGCACUAAUUUCUGGACUUUCAUUUGUAUGACUUGUAGUGGGAUUCAUCGGGAGUUCACUCAUCGUGUAAAGUCUGUAUCAAUGUCCAAGUUCACGUCUCAAGAAGUUGAAGCGCUUCAAAAUGGUGGUAAUCAGCGUGCAAGGGAAAUAUACUUGAGGGAUUGGGACCAACAAAGGCAGAGAUUGCCUGAUAACAGCAAUGUUGACAAAGUACGAGAAUUUAUAAAGACUGUAUAUGUUGAUAAAAGAUAUGCUGGCGGAAAGACCCUUGACAAGCCUCCGAGAGAUUUGCAGAGACAUAGAAACCAUGAAGAUGAGACUAGGCGUGCAAGCUCAUAUCAUUCAUAUUCUCAAAGUCCUCCUUAUGACUUCCAGUAUGAAGAUCGGCGUUACGGAAAGCAAACUGCUGUUCUCACACGGAAACCUGGUUCAGAUAGAGGCCUUUAUGUCGGGAAGAUGUCUAGUUUUAUUUGCAGUCCUACCCGCUUAAAUGAAAAAAUGUUUGAGGACAGGUUUGCUAAUGAGGGCUCUGUUUCUAGGAUUUCAGACUAUUCUGUAUCUAGUGGGGGUGAUCCAAGCAGUGCAGAGUCCCCAAAUUUUCAGAAGGAUAUCGGCUAUGUCAGUCCACCCAUUCAGACUCCAAGGAAUAAUUCAAAUGAAAUUGCACAUAAUCAAAUUAUAGAUCUAUUUUCAGAGGAAAACUUUAAAAGAGAUGCAGAAGGGUUUCCGCGUAGACAGAGCACUGCAUCUUUAGGAAGUGUUGGAUCAUUUGAUAGCAAUUCCACAUCUUUCAAGUCCUAUAAUUCUGGUAAUUUACCAGAUGCUGUCACAGAACCUGAGUGUGCUAAUGGGGUUCAACAAAACAGUAGAAUGCCCACUUUCCCAGAGUCAGUAUCAACUCCUAAGAGUUGUGAUAGCUUGGAUCAUUUUAAGGCACCCGUCGUUGCAGAAUCAGAUGCUUCUGGAUCUUCACCAAUUGAUUUGUUUCAAUUGCCAACAGCAUCACCAGCAUCAUCUAUCAAUCUGUUUCAGGCACCACUGGACCCAGCUCUAUCUUUGAAUGCAAAUCAAACUAACCAAACUUCUCUUCCCUCUUCCACUGAUCUCUUCGGUGGGAUUUUUCAGCAGCAAUCAGUUACUAAUCCAGAUUCAUCAGUCCCUAAAAACGAAGGGUGGGCUACUUUUGAUACUCAGCCAAUAGCAUUCACUCCAGGGACCGGAAAUCUUACACCUUCAGAAAUACCUUCAAGUGUAGGUACUUUGGCAAAUUUUGACCAGGUUUCAUCCUUAGGUACAGGUGUGCAGUGGCCACCAUUUCAGAACUCAAUUGCCCAAGGGUCAUCAUUGAUGCCUAGUCCCUGGGACAAUGAUUUGCACAAUCUUCAAGCUUCUGUUAACACAGUUAGUACUCAGACAUGGAAUGCUUUUGACAAUUCUAUUACUCAGCUUCCUUUAGAGGGCAGAAAUGAAGGUAGUCUACCACGAGUAGCAACUCACAUGCCUUCAUCAACUGCUAACCCAUAUUCAGGAUUGAAGGUUUCGGAGGAGCCUAGUAAAGAUGGGAUUCAAAGAGCUGCUCUGUGUGAAGGGCUUUCUGGUCUGAAUGGACCGUUGGGCAUUGUUCUGGAGCCAUCAUAUACCCCUUCAGUGAAUCCUAUGAUGGAAGCCCCUCAACCACAGGCAAUCAAUCAUAAAUCAACUAAUCCAUUUGAUCUUCCAUAUGAUUCUGAUUUGGAGCCCAGUAUGUUCUUGGAAAUGAGCUCAUUGCAAACCACACUUCCUAAUGAUCACUUGCCAGCAACCUUCCUUGGCGGUGUGUCUGAACCAUGGUUUCCUCAAGAUCCAGCAACAACUUAUAUUCCAGCUGCACCACAAGGUAGCUUGGCAUAUAUGGCAGGACAGGCACCAAGCCCUCAAUUAGCAAACGGGCAAACGCAAGGACCUCUUGCUUCUGUUGGUGGGAAUCCAUUUGCUUAAAGGAUUCAGCAAGUAAAAUAACAUUAAUUGUUUUAUUAUUUUGGCUCAUCGUAGAAGUUUUAAAGGACUAAUUGUAGGCAGUCGUUUGUGUAGCACCAGAGUUAUCACCAUUUAUCACUAUUUUCAUUGUUUUCAUAGUGUAAUCAUUUGUGUUUAUAUUCUUUAUGAAAAAUAAAACCUUAUUAUUUCUAUCUCGCUGUUAGUUUGUAAGGCCUCAAAAUUAGUUUCACGUUCAAGGCCUUGUCUUUGUAUCUGAAUCAUAUUGUAACAUCGGUUGUGUAUUAUUGAAUGUAGCUGCAAAAAUUGGAAGUAA